AUGUACUGCAAGACGGCUGUCCUAGUCCUUGCGGCCCUCGGUAUGGUCGCGCCAACACCUGCUCCGACCCACAUCCGCAAGUCGGGGCCUAUCACCCUCCCGCUGACCCAGCGCUCUGUUGCGUGGGGAUCGCCGCCCGUUAGUUGCUGGCACCUCACCGGCCGAGCCGCAGAGCUAGAGAACUGGAACCGGGACACAUCCUACAACACCGUUGUGGACAUUGGGCAAGUCCCAGAACCACCUGUCAACAUGAUUGUCGGCACUGGCUCGGCACGACUAUGGGUCCUCGGCCCGAACUGUACCUCCUCCGACUGCCAGGGCACCGGUACCCCGUUCGACCCAGCUGCAUCGGACACGUUCCAGUACACGGGCAUCGACAUGACCCAGAGUUACGGACGUGGGUCGGUAUCUGGUGCGAUGGGAGAGGACCGUGUUAGUCUUGCCGGCUCAGCCCUUCCGUCCCAACAGUUUGGCGUCGUCAGCGACGUCAAGGACAUGCCUCUCAUAUCUCAGUACGAGGAAGUGGGCAUCCUGGGCCUAACCCACGCCACGAGUGGGGGUGCGGGUAACAACAACACUGGUACCGACUACGUGGGGGUCUGGGAGGGCCUCGUCAACGCAGGUGUCCUGACCGACGACCAGUUCGGUCUGUACCUGAAGCGGGAUCCAGUCUCGAGCACGGAACAGACCACGUCUGGUGGCGUCGUGCAUGGUGCAGGCGGGACUCUCACACUUGGCGGUGUCGACACGAGCGUCAUCAACGGCCAACUCAACUACGUCGACUUGCCGAUUCAGGACAGCGAGUUUUGGGCGGUCACAUUGGACAGCCUCAGCAUGGACGGCGUCGCUGUCGACGGCAGUGAGGGGCAAGCAGCGAUCGACUCGGGCACCACCAUGAUCUUUGGUCCUGCCUCUGUCGUCGACACCAUCUUCCAAAACGUCUCGGGAGCGUACAACGACCCAGACAAUGGGUGGAUGAUGCCGUGCGUGUCCGCGAUACCCGAAGUGUCACUCACUUUCGGUGGGGUGGUAUACCCGAUCUUUGCUGGUGACUUGCUUCGACAGUCGGUAGGCAACGACAGCUUGUGCUCAGCUAUGAUAGGGUCUGGCUUCUCCAGUAACAACUUCAACUGGAUCGUCGGCGCGACGUUUUUGAAGAAUGUCUACACGGCAUUCCGUGCCAAGCCGACGGCCCAAGUGGGUUUCGCAUCGCUGACGGACGCGGCCAACGUCAGGUCGCCGUCCGCCGUUGGCCCGCCAGUACAACCUACCACCGGGGCCUAA
Molecule: messenger RNA, 1284 nt
Organism: Apiotrichum porosum
Lineage: Eukaryota; Fungi; Basidiomycota; Tremellomycetes; Trichosporonales; Trichosporonaceae
Exons: 4
Coding region: 1-1284 (427 amino acids)
Biological process (GO): proteolysis
Molecular function (GO): aspartic-type endopeptidase activity
Source: RefSeq, a predicted model, not a curated record